This is a messenger RNA of Prunus avium (sweet cherry), 879 nucleotides long. RefSeq names its product mitotic-spindle organizing protein 1A. NCBI's taxonomy places the organism in Eukaryota, Viridiplantae, Streptophyta, Magnoliopsida, Rosales, Rosaceae. Gene Ontology annotation, biological process: mitotic spindle assembly; gamma-tubulin complex localization; microtubule nucleation by interphase microtubule organizing center. Gene Ontology annotation, cellular component: spindle; gamma-tubulin ring complex; interphase microtubule organizing center. The record is from RefSeq and is a predicted model, not a curated record.
GUUUUGGGAGACCAGGGGCUUAUGCCUGGGCUGGGCUGUCUGCUGGAACUGCUCUUACGCCUUUCCAUUUAUCACCCAUCCCACCUCUUGGAAUCUAUUCGUCCCAAAAAAUCCUCUCCGAACCCAAUAUCUUCCAAGAGACGAAGGAACCAAACGCGGGCUCAUCAGCUAUAGCACUCGAUUGCUUGUCUGCUGUCGGCGGUCAGGUGCUAUCAGCUUCUUAAUAUGGACGCGGUCGCUGCAAAAACUGCCCGGGAAUCUCUUGACCUAGCAUUUCAGAUGUCCAACAUUCUUGACACAGGGCUUGAUCGUCACACCCUCUCCAUCCUCAUUGCGCUAUGUGAUUUGGGUCUCAACCCUGAGGCUUUGGCUGCUGUUGUCAAGGAACUCCGAACAGAACUGGUUCCCCUUCCGCCAUCAGAUGCUGCUCAUGCUAUACCUUAAACUGGACCUAUCCAAGUUGGUUUUACUUCAGUCAUUGAAGCGGAAGCAAUGCGUCUGAAGAAUGGACUUAUUUGGGCUAAAAAGUCAAGAUUAUCUUGCUUAUGCGUUAAAGGGCAUUCUCAAAGUGUAAUCAAUUUGUUAAAGGGCGAUCAACGUUCUCCGCGACGCUUGUUUUCGCAUGUUAUGGAUUGACAGACUUUCAAGUCAUUCAAACUCGUCAUGUGUUUCGUAAUGCAAAUUGGCUAAUUUGAGUCAUCAGCUUGAUAAUCUUUGUAUCUCGUUUGGUAAUCUUCCAAAUAGUGAGGCAAUAAAAUUGUUGUAUAAUAUAUUAGGGGAUCCACAGACGGUCCUCUCUCUAAUUUCACUUAAGUCUUUAAAAAGGGAAAAAAGAAAAGAAUGGAAGUCACUGAAUAGGAUUGUGAAAGUAUUCAUGCA